AUGCAGGAAGUAGCAAAAAGUACGGCCAAGUUGACUGUCUCACCAGUGAGGUAUGCGGACAAGUUGAGUCCAGGUAAACGUCUAGCCGAAAAGGUGAACUUAGUGUCGAAUGUAUGGGGUGUGUUACCACAAAAAAAUGUGCCGAUUUAUCGAUACGAUGUUCGUAUUAUUGAAGAGUUUCCACCGAAGAAAUCUUCAAAGAAAACUGCUGAGAAAAAGGCUGAAGUACCCUUCAAAGAGGUCACCAAAAACAGCAGAGAAGAUUAUGUGUCAAUUGAACGGAAAAAUAAAUGUGUUGCAAUCUUUGUGAGAGUGGUGAAUAGAGAAAAAGCAUUUUUUGGAAAAAUGGAUGGAUUGGUCUAUGAUCGUGCCUCCAUACUCUACUCGCUGGAUGUGUUGGAUGUGAAAGCGGAUGAAUCUGACUCGUGCAAAAUGUUCUUCAUCUCUAAUGAGGUGUUCUAUGUGGAAUUGAAGAACUCACAGUCGAACAAUGUUUUCUUUACGGUUAAAACUUUCGAAAUUCUACCAUCCGAACUGCCUAAGGACGUGGUCAAUCCCGAGUGUACUCGCGUGCUUUUCAAUGUAACUUUUGAGCAUUUGUUUUGGUCGCCGUCUCUCGAAUCUAUUCAUAUUGUGCCCGAAUUCGAUUGUUUUAUGAUAGUGAUAAUAAUAUCAGUGAUUACGGAUGCAGUUUGUGAGAACAGCAAACAAUUCUAA
Anisakis simplex (herring worm) is the source of this 717-nucleotide messenger RNA. Lineage: Eukaryota; Metazoa; Nematoda; Chromadorea; Rhabditida; Anisakidae. The record is from the annotation of a GenBank genome assembly.